Molecule: messenger RNA, 1780 nt
Organism: Acanthoscelides obtectus
Lineage: Eukaryota; Metazoa; Arthropoda; Insecta; Coleoptera; Chrysomelidae
Source: the annotation of a GenBank genome assembly
AAGGAACUAUUCUAUUAUGGCACUAACACGGAAGGACAAGAUAAUUGCCCUUCUACCACCUGCAUCUUCUGAUCUGAGUGACACAAGUGAAGAUGAAGAAUUUCCUGGAAAGCUGUUUGAUAUGAUAAGGGACUCAAAUAGUGAGUCUUCCGAGGCUCCAUCGAUUCCUGAUGAAGCAGUUGCAGUAAUGGAGGAUAUAAUGAAUGAUUUGUCAAACACCAAUGACGCUUCUCCAGAUGAAGCAACCCCAGUUGUUCAGAAUAUACCAGAAGAAGUAAGUCUCUGUGCAUUUUCGACUCCAAGAACUUCAUUUGCGAUUACACCACUAAAAACCAGAUCACAUUCUAAAACGGGCAAAAAAAGAAAAAAUGUGAGUCAUGCUGUUAGAGACAAGCUGAUAAAAGACGAAGUCAGUAGGAAAAGGAGUAAGGUGAACAAGAAAAAACUGGAAUGUAGCUGGACAAAUGAACAGUUUGCUUUUCCAGUAGAUAUUCCAGAAGACAAUUUUACCACGCCUGAUAGAGUGAAAACGCCAUACGAGUACUUUCAGAUGUUCUUCUCAGAUGAUUUAUUACAAAUGCUCGUUGACAACACUAUUUUAUACUCAGUUCAACAAACCGGCAAAUCAAUAUGUGUCACACUCGAGGAAAUGAAAGAUUUUUUGGCUAUUCAAAUCCUGAUGGGAAUAGUCGAAGUGCCAGCUUAUACUGAUUAUUGGAGUCAAAAAUUUAGAUAUAAUGAUAUCGCGGAAAUCAUGUCGCUAAAACGUUAUCGACAGAUAAGAAGACACAUUCACUUUGUUAACAACGCAAAUCAGAACGACGAUCCUUACUUCAAAAUCAGGCCAGCUUUAGAAAUAGUGAGAAGAAAUUGUAUGAGUGUAGAAGAAGAGAAAAAACAGAGUAUUGAUGAAAUGAUGGUACCAUAUAAAGGGAAGAAGGCCGGGUCAAAGCGGCAAUAUAUAAAAUCUAAGCCCAAAAAGUGGGGCUUCAAAAUCUUUGUGAGAGCAGGUGUAUCUGGAUUGGUCUAUGAUUUUCUCAUCUAUGGAGGAGAAAAGACAUUCAGAGAAUAUCACCAGUUUACCAGCGAAGAGAAUACUUUAGGAUUAGGAGCGAAAGUUAUUCUUAGUCUAUGCAAAUCUAUGAAAGCCCCUAUCUGCUCGGCUGUGUAUUUUGACAACUUCUUUACGUCUUUGGAAUUGGUGCACAUACGGAGACAAAACUACGGAAUUUUAUCUCUCGGCACAAUAAGAUCCAAUCGGCUGGGGAUUUGUUCAUUAGAAAACGACAAAGCCUUGGCGAAAAGAGGUCGAGGGUCAUUUUGCUUCAAAAAUGAUAACGUCAACAAAAUCAGUUGCGUUAAAUGGUUUGACAAUAAGGCAGUCAUUCUUGUGAGCUCUUAUGUUUCAGUAGAGCCAGUAGCUACUGCUACACGGUAUACGAAACACAAAAAAGAUAAAAUUGAUAUACCAUGUCCGAGUAUUGUAAAACAGUAUAACCGCCACAUGGGUGGAGUUGACCUUAUGGAUAUGUUAGUUUCACUUUACAGAACUCGGCUGAAGACUCGUCGGUGGUAUUUAUCUAUUUUUGCUCAAAUGAUAGAUUUAUGCAUGAAUAAUGCUUGGCUUCUUUACCGUCGAGAAACUAAGCUGACGUGUGCAGAAUCAGGGGGCAACGUGGAAAACAUCAGUCUGAAAGAAUUCAGAUACUAUGUCUCGAAAUCAUUGAGAAUGAAAGGAAGAUCAACUGACUCGAGAGUGAACGAGAAUGUAAACCGCUAA